GGGACAUUUUGAUUAUUUCACCUCAAUAUUACGAGACCACACAACUUACCGUCGUCUUCAGCUACUCUUCGGGCCGCCGCCGUUGAUUGCCACCGGAAACUUCCAAUUAUUCCUCCUACAAAACCGCCGGAAAAUAUUAGCGAAUUUUUCGUGGCCAUUGUUAGCGCUCAUGAGUGAACAGACGCAAACUCCACCUCAACCUCUACCCACUUCUUCUGAUUCCACCCUUGUAUCGAACUCUCCAGUUGAUCUUCCACCAAACCCCUCUAACCCUUCCAAAAUCCCAAUUCGACCACAGAAAAUCCGAAAACUCUCUUCCACCCCAUCCUCCAAUGGGAAAACCCCGGAAACCGCCGUACCAUCAGCAUCCACUGCAACCAGCGGAGCGAUUACCGUAACGAAGAAUCGUCGGAAGACUGCACCGAAAUCAUCAAGGGUUUCGCCCCAAAUCAUCAAGCCCUUAUCAGCUGAUGGAGAGAUUGACAAUGCACUGCAGCAUCUACGUUCUGUGGACCCUCUUCUUGUUUCCUUAAUAGAUACACUUCCUUCCCCCCAAUUCGAGUUGCACCAUUCUGCGUUUUUAGCUCUUAGCAAGAGCAUUCUUUAUCAGCAACUAGCUUAUAAAGCAGGCACCUCAAUCUACACUCGCUUUGUGUCCCUUUGUGGAGGAGAGGACGCUGUUUGCCCUGACAUUGUCCUCGCUCUAUCUCCUCAACAGCUCAAGCAAGUAGGAAUCUCAGGGCGGAAGGCUAGUUAUCUCCAUGACUUGGCAAACAAGUAUAAAAGUGGGAUUUUGUCUGAUGAAACUCUUGUAAAGAUGGAUGAUAGGUCAUUGUUUGCCAUGCUUUCAAUGGUGAAGGGUAUUGGUUCUUGGUCAGUGCAUAUGUUCAUGAUCUUUUCACUUCAUAGACCAGAUAUUUUGCCUGUUAGUGACUUGGGGGUCAGGAAAGGUGUGCAAUUGCUGUAUGGACUGGAGGAACUGCCAAGGCCGUCGCAGAUGGAGCAAUUAUGUGACAAAUGGAAGCCAUAUAGAUCUGCAGGGGCAUGGUAUAUGUGGCGGUUAGUGGAAGGGAAAGGGACUCCAACUAUUGCAGCAGCACCAAUUGAUGGUGGUAAUGCGCAGGCAUUGCAGCAAUUUCCGGUGGAACAGGAGACACAGCAACAUCAACUGCAGCUUCUCGAGCCAAUUAAUGGCAUCGAAAAUCUUGGGGCUUGCAUUUGGAGCCAAUGAUUACAGUGUUGAGAUAUUCCGGAGGGGUUCCCUGUGCACCAAUAUUCUCUAGCAUGUGUUAGUAGUGAGCUUAUUUUGCAGAGAUCAUGACGUUGUAAUAGCAAGCAAUUGUGCUUCUUGGGUUAUAUGGCAAGAACCCCAUUUGUUUGAUUGAUGUCAAGAACUGCACUUUUUAGUCCCCGUCGCCCCUCAAUAUUCAUUGAUGCCCCCUUUAAAUGUAAAAAGUUGUGGAAUUAGCAGCUUCCAACUGUGUUUUAUGAUUUUUAGCAAUCGUGAUGUGACAUAAAUAAAUGUUGUUUCAGUACUACAAUAGAGAGUCUUUGUUUCUCUCA
Molecule: messenger RNA, 1563 nt
Organism: Solanum lycopersicum (tomato)
Lineage: Eukaryota; Viridiplantae; Streptophyta; Magnoliopsida; Solanales; Solanaceae
Product: alkylbase DNA glycosidase-like protein mag2
Biological process (GO): base-excision repair, AP site formation; DNA alkylation repair; base-excision repair
Cellular component (GO): protein-DNA complex; nucleus
Molecular function (GO): DNA-7-methylguanine glycosylase activity; DNA-3-methyladenine glycosylase activity; alkylated DNA binding
Source: RefSeq, a predicted model, not a curated record